GGGGCCGCCGCGCGGGGGCGGACCUCGGCGCGCUCCCGGCCGCUCGCUGGCUCCGGGGCCGCGGCGGCUCCUCUGCCGGGUCGCGCCGGAGGACAGGCUUCGGGCGGCGGCUUGGGCGGCCUGCGGACCGACCGGGUGGGCCGAACAGCGGAACCCCGCGCCUGCCGUCUGCCUUGCCCGCUAUUGCGGGCUGCGCGCCAUGGCCGCCUCGCCCGGCUCGGGCAGCGCCAACCCGCGGAAGUUCAGUGAGAAGAUCGCGCUGCACACGCAGCGGCAGGCCGAGGAGACGCGGGCCUUCGAGCAGCUCAUGACCGACCUCACCCUGUCCCGGGUUCAGUUUCAGAAGCUUCAGCAGCUGCGCCUAACUCAGUACCACGGGGGAUCCCUACCUAACGUGAGCCAGCUGCGGGGCAGCGCGGCAGACUUUCAGCCGUCACUUCAUCAAGCUGAUAAUGUUCGUGGAACUCGCCACCAUGGGCUGGUGGAGAGACCAGCCCGGAACCGCUUCCACCCCCUUCACCGAAGGUCUGGGGACAAGCCAGGGAGACAGUUCGAUGGAAAUGCCUUUGCAGCCAGUUAUUCUUCGCAGCAGCUGGAUGAGAGCUGGCCACGGCAACAGCCUCCUUGGAAAGAAGAAAAGCAUCCUGGAUUCAGGCUAACAUCUGCACUUAACAGGACCAAUUCUGAUUCUGCUCUUCACACGAGUGCUCUGAGCACCAAACCCCAGGACCCCUAUGGAGGAGGAGGCCAGUCAGCCUGGCCUGCCCCAUACAUGGGUCUCUGUGACGGUGAAAAUGAUGGCCAUGGGGAAGUAGCAGCCUUCCCGGGUCCGCUGAAAGAAGAGAAUCUGUUAAAUGUCCCGAAGCCACUGCCUAAACAACUGUGGGAGACCAAGGAGAUCCAGUCCCUGUCGGGGCGCCCUCGAUCCUGUGAUGUUGGGGGUGGCAAUGCUUUCCCACAUAAUGGCCAAAACACAGGCCUCUCGCCGUUCCUGGGGACCCUGAACACUGGAGGGUCGUUACCAGACCUAACCAACCUCCACUACUCAGCACCCCUGCCAGCCUCCCUGGACACCAGCGACCACCUCUUUGGUAGCAUGAGUGUGGGGAACAGCGUGGGCAACCUUCCAGCUGCUAUGACUCAUCUGGGGAUAAGAAACUCCUCUGGUCUCCAGAGUUCUAGAAGUAACCCUUCCAUCCAAGCCACACUCAGUAAGAUGGCACUCUCCUCAUCCCUCAAAUGCCACCCACAGCCGUCCGUGGCCAACGCCUCUGCUCUCCACCCCUCCAUCCGGCUCUUCUCCCUUAGCAACCCAUCUCUCCCUACCACAAACCUGAGCGGCCCCUCUCGGCGCAGGCAGCCUCCAGUCAGCCCUCUCACGCUCUCCCCUGGCCCUGAAGCACAUCAAGGUUUCAACAGACAGCUGUCUGCAACCAGCCCGCUGAACCCAUAUCCUGCCUCCCAGAUGGUGACCUCAGAGCAGAGCCCACUUUCCUUCCUGCCUGCAGAUGCUCAAGCCCAAGUGUCCCCACCACCCCCUUACCCCACACCCCAGGAGCUGCCUCAGUCACUCCUACAGCCGCCCCAUGCCCAGGAGCCCCCAGCUCAGCAGCCCCAGGCAGCCCCCUCCCUGCCACAGUCAGACUUCCAGCUCCUCAGUGCCCAGGGUUCAGCUCUGACCAGCUUCUUCCCAGAUGUGGGCUUUGACCAACAGCCCAUGAGGCCCAGCCCUGCCUUUCCUCAACAGGUGCCUUUGGUACAGCAGAGCCACCGAGAACCACAGGACUCAUUCCACUUGAGACCAAACCCGUAUUCCAGCUGUGGCAGCUUCCCGAGCUCCAUCCUGGCAGAAGAUACAAGCACCAGCCUGUUCAAAGGCCUUGGUGGGGGGCUGUCGGGCAUGCCUGACGUAAGCCUGGACAUGGGCACGCCCUUCCCACUGGAAGAGGAGCUGCAGAUCGAGCCCUUGAGCCUGGAUGGACUCAACAUGCUAAGUGACUCCAGCAUGGGCCUGCUGGACCCCUCUGUGGAGGAGACAUUUCGGGCUGACCGGCUAUGAACAAAAUGCAGUGGAACUGGGGAACCGAACCGGCCCGAAUAAGCUAGAACGGAGCCAGCGAGCACCUGAUGGUAGUCACAGCACAGGGGGGCCAUGCUGCCCCAGGCUCUCCACUAAGGUCCCAGCUCAGAUGCCGCCCGCCCACCGAGGCUUCCGUAGACACAGCUGUGCUCUCCGGCCCGUGGCACCAGUUGUACUGCUACAGGCCAGCUGCUUUUGGAGCUCCUGGUGACCAGGAAGCUCACUAUGUCACCCUUAAUUCUUUUUAUUGGCCACUCAGUCAGUGUGUAAAUGUCGAAAAUGCUGUGUAAUAUGUCGGUGCUCCAAACCUCGGGUCCCCAUCAGCACUGAACACAGAAUGGUGUAGGAGGCAGUUGGGGGUCUCGGGCCCCUGGAGUCGGCUCAGUGUCACACAACGGUACCAGAGCACCAUGAUGCCUUUCUGUCUGACCACCAAAGCCAGGCACCCCUCCAGUUGGUGGGGCUCUGGGCCUGGCCACUGCUCGGUCAGAUGGCUUACUUACAAUGAAGAAGCUUAACCAACUCCACCCCACCCCACCCCACCCCACCCCAGGGCAGGCUUAAGUCAGGCAAACUGAGUGCGGGAAGCUUCCUCCCAGUUUGCAGUCUCUCUUCUGCUGCUUUCCUCUGUGUGUGCACGUUUCCCUCACAGACAGGAAGAGGAGACUCAGUUGCUCACUGAAACAAAAAUUUCCUUGGAAACAGGAUGAGCCUGAGGAUGACAGUGCUCCCAGGAGACUGAAGGAGGAGAGGGAGGCCACAGGCCUGUCACCUGCACAAGGUGCCCUAGCCUUAGGCCUGCACCCUCCAGCCCACUGGAAGGAACUGCAGGGACUCCUGUUAGUACAGGGCAGCUGACUGCCCUUCCCUCCCCAGCCUUCUCCACAGACCUCAAGUUCAAUGCAAUUCCCACUAGACCAUAAGCUCCCAGAGCAGGAGCUGCGCCUUGUCCUGUACCGACCCCUACCCUCGUGCCCACCAAGUGCCUGGUAGGAAGGCAUGGCGCCCGGGUAUGGAUGAGGGAAUGCCCGUGCCUCCCUCGUGGUGGGGUGGUCUAACCUGUAGCUGUCUCCAUCCCUGCCUCAGCUCAGAGCUUUAACCUUCUCACACUGGUGCCUUGGAUCCACUCUCUUGAGCAUGCCUUAACACUAGACGACCAGCCCUGCCGCGAGCCCAGCACCCCUCCUCGGGCGGGAGGGAGUAUGUCCCUCAGCAGCUAGGUGGGAAUCACCCAGUGAGCGCCUCCAGAAUGGCUGACCACACCAGACCCCAUGGCGGUGGGGCACCUGGCACUCAGACUGCCCACAGCAAAUUCUCCCACUCAGACCCAGGGUUUGUUUUUCUAAAUUGCUUAAAAUAGAGGUGCAAACUUUGAGGUUAAGAAAUAUGGCCUGGAUCAUGGGCCUCUUGUUAUUCAUUAACACCUUAUCACACAGUGAUUUGAGAAGAUUCCACUGCCACCUGCCUCCUGGCCCCAAAUGGGGAAAGUGACGGGGGAGGAGCCAGGCUGAGGGACAGGAGGACCUGGGGGAGAAUCUUGUCUCGGACACCUGCUGCCCUUCCUGAGGCAUGUAGCUGAGGCUCAGUGGCUGUUCCCACCCGGGAGAGCAAGGAUGGAGUGGAGGAAGCUGACCCGUUGUUAGGAGCCUGCGGCCGGAAGCUGGCUCCUCCAGCUCCCACGCGGGGCUCUUCUUAGGCCUUCCUUAAGGUUCUUCAGACAGCCCGAUGGAGCCGUGCUGAGCCUUCCCCAAGGAGCCCAGAAUUCUGUGCUCCCAUUUACCUCCAUCUCUGCUGUUUAAUUGGGAAACCAAAUUAGAAUCCUCUUCACCUGAUUCCACCCCGGCCUUCUGCUUGCGUGCGAGCCCUAGUCCCAGUGAAGCGCAUAUGCUGAUGCCUGAGAUCCCAGAGCGGGGUGGCUUUAGUGAAAGUGAAAAGCUUUUGCCCAGCACCCCAGCACACCCACACAAGCCAGCUCCCACAGCAGAGGCCCCUGAAAUUGGAUCUCUGCCUUCAGGCAGAGAUCGAUGCUGAUGUAAAAGCUGAGAGAAAGGGGUUCCCAGCACAAUCUGCGUUCUGCAUCAAGCCUUAUCCGUGGGAUCAUCGUGUCGGUCACACCCACACGGCACAAGGAGAAGAGCCAGGUAUGAGGUGACAGGGUCAGGAGGAGGAGAAUCCUGCUUGGAUAGCUGCUGUCCUCUCGUAGGGGUGUGACAGGAUAUUUCACGACCCCAUACCCUAAGUUGCCCUGUUCCUGAGACAUUUUCCAGUCGGAGGGCAAGCACUGGCUAUGGGAGAAGUUGAAAAAAAAAAAAAAAAGAGAAAACCCAAAAAACAAAAAAGACAAUGUAGCACUGAACUAAAUCCGCCCGUAGGCCCAUCAACCUGAUCUUUUCGUGUGAGUAGCUUUAAGCUACUGGAGAGCCCACCCGUCUAGAUGGUGUUGAGUACACCAGGAGGCAGUGUCGCCCUGUCCCGGCCGUGUAAGCCUGUACUCCAUGCUGCCUUUGUGACAGACCUGUCUUAGGCAUCAGCAUUGAAGUGGCUUUGGCUUCCCCAGGCCUCUCUCCAGUAUCUUCUCUCUGUGCCACCAGCUGCCCUUCCCUAGCAGCGGCCAUCCGCAGUCGGUCGCGGGGGUUUAGGACGUGAACGUGAGGAGAAGUGUUGUGAUCCUGUCAGGAUCAGCUCUCCUUUGCCCUGCUCCCUUCCCCCAAGUCUACUGUAGAUUAUCUGGGCUGAGAGGUUGUGUAUUCAUGCUCGUGCGCAUAUCUGAAGACAUUUCCUGUUGAGUUCUUCUGAUUUAUGCACAGAUGGUUCCCAGCGUUUCUACUGCUCCAGAAAGGGGCCAUCCCAGCAGCUAAUCAGACUUCCGGCCAGUGUCCUAACUCCCGGCCUUUUGUUAAGCAAUAUUGAAAGAUCGAACUUUGUAUAAAGAAGCUUCCAAGUUUUAUAAUGCAUCAUUUUACAUCUUUCAUAAUUAAAAACAGCACACUAUGGUUGUAU
Molecule: messenger RNA, 5080 nt
Organism: Apodemus sylvaticus (European woodmouse)
Lineage: Eukaryota; Metazoa; Chordata; Mammalia; Rodentia; Muridae
Gene: Crtc3
Product: CREB regulated transcription coactivator 3
Exons: 15
Coding region: 200-2059 (619 amino acids)
Biological process (GO): protein homotetramerization; positive regulation of transcription by RNA polymerase II
Cellular component (GO): nucleus; cytoplasm
Molecular function (GO): cAMP response element binding protein binding
Source: RefSeq, a predicted model, not a curated record